This is a messenger RNA of Apis florea (little honeybee), 1711 nucleotides long. Its product is annotated as seminal metalloprotease 1. NCBI's taxonomy places the organism in Eukaryota, Metazoa, Arthropoda, Insecta, Hymenoptera, Apidae. Gene Ontology annotation, molecular function: metalloendopeptidase activity; zinc ion binding. Gene Ontology annotation, biological process: proteolysis. The record is from RefSeq and is a predicted model, not a curated record.
AAACUUUCGUAAACUCGAUAAUAUAAAUUUAAUAUAAAUUUAACGAAUUAUUUUCAAGUUGACAAGAAAAAAAGAAAAAAAAGAUUGACUUUGAAAUCGUUAAUCUUGUGAAUUGAUUCUCAUCAUCCAUACAUAUCUUUGUUACUUAUCUCUUAACACAAACAUGAAUAGAUAUUAAAAUAUAAACAAUAAAAAAUAUUUCUCGACCAAUUUCUUCUAUAACGUUCGUUCGAAAAAUAUGCAUUUACGACGUUUAAGAGCAAAUUUCAAGGUAUAUCGAGAUAUACGAAUGAUGGAAAGGGAGAUAUUCGAUUGAAUCGCAAUUAAACAACGGAAAUGAUUAUGCAUAUCGGUUAUGACCAAGUUUUAACAAAUACGUAGCGAGCUUUUUAACAAGCUUGAUAAUGAAAUAAACGAGAGUAGAAUACGUAUUUCCUUAUCUAUACGUAUAAGACUGCAGUUACGUUGGUAUAUAUAAAUGUUCACCUCUGCGAUUUAUAUCAUAGUAUAUGUUUUGGUCGCGCGUAGUAAGGAUUGAAUAAUCAAGUCGUUUAUCGUAGAAAGAUGCAUUGUUUAAAAUAUGGUGAAAUAAUAAUUAUGUUAAUUAUCGUAGCCACGAGUCUCGGUAUCAAUUCGAUCAGCCUAAUCGAAAUCGAUCACGAUUCUGGGCAUAAAAUCAUCCCUCCAACACCGAAAUUUCAAGGGACAUUCGCAGAGACUCACGAGCAUGAAACUAUCGCUAAUCGCAUAAAAUCGUGGAGAAAAACGGACAAGCACAAUGUUUGGGAGCUAAGCGGUUUGUACGAAGGAGAUAUAAUGAUCACGGACGAGGAUGAAAUAAAGAAUGGCCUGAUAAAAACGGCGUUCCGUUGGCCAGGCGGUGUUGUACCCUAUUACAUAAAGGAGGAUGAUUUUGACGAAGAAGACAUAGAGAUGAUCAAAGACGCUAUUGAGGAUUACCACAAGAACACGUGCAUACGUUUCCGCCCCUACGAAAAAUCUGACAACGAUUACAUCACCAUAGAAGCGAAAUCGUCGGGAUGUUGGUCCCUGGUGGGUAGACACGAUCACGGGCAGGUGGUGAAUUUGCAGAAUCCGGGAUGCGUGCAGCAUGGUGUAAUUGUACACGAGCUGAUGCACGCGUUGGGUUUUUAUCAUCAACAAAGUGCCGCGGAUCGUGACGAAUGGGUGACGAUCAAUUGGGAAAAUAUAAAGCCAGGAAGAGAGCACAAUUUUAACAAAUAUGACAAUCGCACUGUCACGGAUUACGGAAUCGGUUACGAUUACGAGAGCAUAAUGCAUUAUAGUUCUUACGCGUUCUCAAAAAAUGGCGAGCCGACCAUCACACCGAAAAAGAAAAAGGUGAAACUCGGCCAACGAAAAGAAUUCAGUGAGAAAGACAUGCUUAAGUUACGAGAAAUGUACAAGGAAGAAUGUGGCAAACGAGAGAUGAAUGGAACCGCGGAUAACAAUUCGACGGAUGACAUAUCUAUUGAGUGGAUACUUAGUAAGAAAUUGUAAUUGAAUUUUACUAGAAUUUAAAAAGUUCGACUUCUUUGUUAAGUAUAUAAAUAAAAAUAACAACAAAAUAUUGUUUAGUUUGGUAAAAAAGAAAUUAAUAUUCAUACGUUUUGUUGUCAGAUACAAAAAAUGAAAUGUCAAAAAUGUUUAGAAAAAAAAAAAAAAAAAAGAAAAGAAAAUGCAUCAAGUA